Kwoniella shivajii is the source of this 2688-nucleotide messenger RNA. RefSeq lists its product as uncharacterized. Bases 1 to 2688 code for a protein of 895 amino acids. NCBI's taxonomy places the organism in Eukaryota, Fungi, Basidiomycota, Tremellomycetes, Tremellales, Cryptococcaceae. The record is from RefSeq and is a predicted model, not a curated record. The transcript has 10 exons.
AUGCAAGAUACUCAUGGAUCCGGAUCUGAAGGUGGACCUUCCAACCAUCAGAAUGGACAGUAUUACUCGUUACCAACAGCCCUGUAUCCGGUACCAGGGUCUAGACCAGCUGGUGUUCCUUCGAAUACUCAACAAGCAGGAGUUGCACCUCAUGGCUUGACUCAAGGUGAUAUAGAAAGUCAACAACGUACGGCAAAUACCGCAGUACCAGAAGUUGGGAACAGCAGAGAAUAUCAAGCUGGAUAUUACCCAAUGUCAGGAGACGAUAAAUGGUCAUGGGCGAACAUAGCUGAAAACAAAAGUGUGCAAGGUAUCAGAAAUGGUGAAUCCUCAUUGAUGGGGAAUCAGCAACAGCAAACGCAACAGCAACAACAGCAACAACAGCAACAGCAACCACAACAACAAACACCCCAAGCUCAAACCCAAGCUCAAUUACCUCUGAACGUGAAUUCUUUGGAUUCAAUAUCGGCUUUCUUAGCUGAGAUGCCUACACAAAGGGAAGAUCCUACUAGACAUGUGCUUUGGACAGAGUUGAUUCGACUGAAGACGAGAACAUUGGAAUUACAAAUUGCAGAAGCCAGGAAAAAGGAAAAAGAAGCAGAAUUAGAGAUAAUGAGAUUAAGAGCUGGAGCAGCUGCUAAAUCUGAUCCUUCUGAAGUACAGACUAAUCAGAACAACUCACAGAACGAUAAUACCAAUGGUUCUGGAGGGAUGAACACUGUCAAUCAGUCAGUCGCGGGUCCAUCAAACACAAAUGGUCUUCCGCAGUAUUCAAUGAUAGGACAAAACCUUCAACCUCCUUCAUCGACAUCAUCAUCAUCUGUAACGACUAUUCCUGGAAAUACUCAACACCUUUAUAAUCCUGGAUCAAUGCAACCUGCCAUGUCACCAUUUGAUCUCGAAGCAAUGCUAUCAACUGAAAAUAUGGAUAACUUCCUUUCUUGGUUACCUGAUUUAGGAGAAGGAGAUUAUCCUGCACCUGAAGUUUUAUCUCUCGCUCCUUCAACAGAUUACAAUCCGAAUAGCCAACAGUAUCCGGUUGACCCGUCAAUCCAAUCUCAGAUGGGCUCAUAUCCAUUCCCUAUAACAUCAACACCAAUGAGUACUGCGAGUAUGACACUGAAUCAAACUUCACCAAGAAGACGUAGUCCAUCUACCGAAGAACAUUCACCACAACAACCUCCAACGAAGAAAUCUCGUCGUGGUGCAGAAAAAAAGAUUGUCAUCGAACAAACCUCGUCUUGUACGACUUGUCAUAAAUCACUUGCUAGGAUAAUGUUUAGAUCACCAAAAUCAUCCAUGCCGGAUCCGAUUAUAGUGGAAUUGAAGUGUACAGAUUGUAAACCGAUUUCACAACCUUCAACAUUGCCUGAUUCGAGUGGAUCAUCUACAUCUCCUAUAGGAACGGUAGAGACAAGAAAGAGGAUGAGAGCAUCAAUGGAAUUCGAUGACGAAGAAGCUAAAGUGAGGGAAAGGAGGCAAUGGUGUGAUGUCUGCCAAAGAAUACUUGGUUCAGGUCAAAUAACAGGUGGCAGAGAAAAAGAAUCGAUUGGUGGGAUAGCAGAGAUAGUCUGCAUGGAAUGUGAUGGCAAAUAUCAAAGAUGUACAGAUUGCGGUGGAGGUGGUGGACCCAGAGUAGGUAUAGGUAAAUGGAGAAUGAAGCAAGUUUUCCAUCCAGGUCGAAAGACAUGCAGUUUGAAUCACACGAGGCUGGGCGAUCGCACAAGAGAAAUAGGCGUUCAUGUCACUCCAACUGAUUUUACGCCCGAACAACUCAAAGAAGUCUUGACCAGGUGUAAAGCUUUAUGGAACGAAAAGACACUGGCAAGAUUGGCUGUACCCGAAAUGCUAGAAGUCGAUCUCCCACCUGGCCUGGCCAAUCCCCUGAGAGAUUUCGGAGAUGUCGAUGAUAUGGUCACUAGAAAUUGGCCAAGUAGGGAAGCGAUGAUAAAAGCGAACGGACUAGACCCUAAUCGGUUCAAGAGGCUACUGUCUUUGAUUUGGUCCCACUCUAAACCCAGAAGAAGUGUUCGUACUGUCGAUCUCGAGGAAGGGUGGUCUCGGCCCGAAGACAAUGACGAUGAUCUGAGCACAGUCCUGGCACACGUCAAGAAAACAAAUGUUGUCAUCCCGCCAGGCUCAGAGUUGAUCGGGAUGUGGGGAAGCGAAUGGGACACCCAGAAUGGCUCCCUUCUUAUAUCCACUUUCAUCCCAUUCGAAGGUGCAGAUGGGGAAGAUUCGACGGCUCUAUCAGUAGGGGAGAUGAUCACGAAAGUUCAAAGUUUACGACAAGAGAUUAAUGCGGAUCGUUUGAGCGAAGCAAGAGGGAAAGGCGAAGAGCCGGACUUGUUACCUCCUGUCGAACAUUUAUGGACGGUAUCAGGCGGAUACAUUCCUUUAGUACGAGAAAGAUUCGCCGAUAUCUUGAUCCGCAAAAGAUCGUUCGUACAUGUCGAAGAAUACCUCACCAGACAUCCUGAAUUCAUCAAAUCAAUCCAAGCUAGACCUGUCGGUCUACAUCCUGAUAUACAUCGACCAAUCCCCACUUCAGAGACAGAUACAGAAUCUCAACAACACGCCAAACCUGUUAUACUCGUUAGAUGGUUGGGUAAAGAAUUUGACGCUGCGAAGAUAUUGGAGAUUAAACAAAUGGAAUUUGGUGGGAAAAAGAAGAAGUCGAAGAAGUAA